AUGAGUGAGGUUGAUCAUAGCAUGAACUCCAAGAGAUUGGUUUUCGUGACGGUUGGAACAACAUGUUUUGAUUCUUUGGUCAGAGCAGUGGACACUCAAGAAGUUAAAGAAGCCUUGUUUAGGAAGGGCUAUACCCACCUUGUCAUUCAAAUGGGACGUGGAACCUACAUCCCCACGAAGUCUCCCGGAGAAGAUGGAUCCGUGGACGUAGACUAUUUCACAUUUUCCUCAAGCAUAGCUGAUUACCUGAAAUCCGCGUCUCUUGUUAUCAGUCAUGCUGGUUCAGGGAGCAUAUUUGAGUCAUUGCGGCUCAAAAAACCUCUAAUUGUGGUAGUUAAUGAGGAUUUGAUGGAUAAUCAUCAAAGUGAGCUGGCAGAAGAACUAGCAGAGAGAAAGCAUUUGUUUUGUGCUCGUCCUCAAACGCUCUAUCAGACAAUCUCAGAAAUGGAUCCAGAAUCUCUUAUAGUGUAUCAACCGGGUGAUGCAACCCCGGUUGCAAAGUUCAUUAACAGGUUUCUAGGUUUUCCUGAUGAUUGA
This is a messenger RNA of Fraxinus pennsylvanica, 537 nucleotides long. NCBI's taxonomy places the organism in Eukaryota, Viridiplantae, Streptophyta, Magnoliopsida, Lamiales, Oleaceae. The record is from the annotation of a GenBank genome assembly.